Messenger RNA from Chelmon rostratus (copperband butterflyfish), 2378 nucleotides. It is a transcript of the gene cavin4a, whose product is annotated as caveolae associated protein 4a. NCBI's taxonomy places the organism in Eukaryota, Metazoa, Chordata, Actinopteri, Chaetodontiformes, Chaetodontidae. The record is from RefSeq and is a predicted model, not a curated record. The transcript has 2 exons. Gene Ontology annotation, cellular component: cytoplasm; caveola. Bases 132 to 1103 code for a protein of 323 amino acids. Gene Ontology annotation, biological process: regulation of gene expression.
UACCUCUCUCCGGUCUCCCUGCUGGUAACACCAACGUUCCUGAUUCCUUGAGCCAAAGUAAACCACACAUCUGCAGCUUUUAGGUAGGUUUCAACCAAAGUCAGUCGGCCCCCCGUCAUUGAAACACUGCAAUGGAUCAGCACAAGUAUCGCACAGCGGGCGUCCAGGAGAAACUGGAGAUCAUCGGGGUGGAGGACGAGGCAGGGAACCCCAUCAGUGCCCUGACCAUCCUGUCCCUGCUGGAGCGCGUGGCCGGCAUCAUCGAUAACGUCCAGUCCUGCCAGCAGCGCAUGGAGGAGCGUCAGCUGGAGCUGGAGAACAACAUCAAAACCAUCCAGGGCGACGUCCUGAAACUGGCCAAGGACCACACCGACACCAGCGGCACGGUGGAGAAGCUCCUGCAGAAGACCCGCAAGGUCAGCGCCAACGUCAAGGAGGUCCGGACGCGUGUCGAGAAACAAAACGUUCGCGUCAAGAAGGUUGAAUCCACGCAGGAUGAGCUGCUCACCCGCAACAAGUUCCGGGUCGUCAUUUAUCAGGGCGAGACAGAGAUCCCAUCAGUGGCCGUCACCAAGACUCCCAAAGGGCUCGGCCUGGACGGGCUGGAGAUCGAGCCCGACUCCUACGACGUCCCCGUCGACCUCUCCUCAGACGAGGAGUACCUGAGCGUGGAGGAGGCCGACCCCUCGCGAGCCGCCCGCAUCAAGAAAUCAGUGGUGAAGAGCACAGAGUCCCUGAAGGCUGCUUUCUCCAAGGAGAAUAUGAGCAAAACCAAAGACAGCCUGGGCACCAAGUUCCACAACCUGGGCGAGAAGGUGAUGCCGGCCGAGCGGAGGGACAGGAUGCACCAGGCCGGCGAGCGGCUGAAGCAGUCCGGCGAGCGGCUGAAGGAGAACAUCGCCAAGAAGGCCCCCAGCAAAGAGACCUUCCGCAUCAAGCUGAAGAAGGAGAGAGCCGUCGCCGAGGGCCAGGAGGGCGCCGAGGCCGAGGGCGUCGCACCGGCGGGGGUCGCCUACACUGAGGUCGCCAUGGAAACCAAGAGGGAGGGGCCCGUGGAGGAGGCCGGUGCCACCCGGAUAGGAGAAGAGGAUUACAGGAAGUAGAUCGGACGUCAGAUCAGACAGCGCUGACGUAGCACUGGAGAAAGCACGUAAUGGCCAGGAUGUAGAGAGAAGGUCUGCGAUUGGUCGACAUGAACGACGGACAUUUUUAUUUGCCACAGCGUUUUAAAACAGAGGAAGUUCUUGAGAUGGGAAUCGGCACUGACACCACAAACGCAUCAGAGCGCGAGCUGGCGAUUUAUCAAACCUAAGUUAAGUUAAUCAGCUGCUGCCUGUUUUCAACAUUUAUAGAAGUUAAACAGCUGAAAAUCUUUAUUCUGAAUCCACUCAGAAAGAUUCAGCUUCAGGAUUUGUUUGAUUAAUUUGUGAAUCCACAUUUGGGGUUGAGGUUUAUUUGCACAAGAUGGCUAGAAGGGAAGGAAAUAUAGUAAAAGGUAAAUGAUUGGUGAAUGAUGGCGAAUGUCGAUCUGAAUGUACAUACUAGCGUUGUACCAAAAAAACUGGGCAGGUGAAAUUGGGUGCAUGCAGGCCUCAGCUGGUCUCUGAGGAGCUGAAAUACAGCGGAUUCAACGUCAGACUGGUUUCUGUAUGUAAAACAGCAGGAAGGCGAUGAAGUGAAAGAAAACUUCAAGGUGCUUUAAAGCAGCAUCGGCUCCGAUAGACAUCCGAGAGAUUUCAGUGUUGGGCUUCAUGAACCAGAAAUUCAAUGAGGCAACAUCAGUAAACUGUCAUGUGGAGUAAACACUGGAUAAGACACCAUCUGGAGGGGCAGUUCCAUCGUACUGCAGCAUAAAAUACGGCUAUCAGUUACCAGAUAAGCAGAUAAGCAUGAAGUCACAGUGUUGUUACCUUCAUGACAGAGUGAUUCUGCUUCAUUCAGCCUGACACACUGUUCAUGGCUGGUUUCUGGUUUUUUACCUGAUCCAGUCAGCGGUGAGUGUCGUAUCCAUCCCACCAACUUCAUUUUUAUUGACUCACAGCACUCUGUGAAGCUCCAUCACUGGUUUUCGUGGAUGUAGCUAGCUAGCAAGGCAAAUCAAGCUUAUUAGAAAGUGCCUGUCAGCAAGACGUUCGAUACAAAGGUAUUCAGACGAGAACGGAAACAAACAGAAGUAAAGACACGAAAUGAGUUCAAAAAUAAGAAGAAAAUCAACAAUAUACAUAUACAUUAGAUACAAAAAGAGUAUGAUAAUAAUUAACAAUAUUGCCUUAAAGGAUAACUUUGUUUUUUUACAACCUGGACCUUAUUUGUAGCAUUAAAUACGACCAUUUACUCCCCCAGACAACUUUGGUGGCAUUUGGAGUCGUUUUGAAGAA